Messenger RNA from Daucus carota subsp. sativus, 1651 nucleotides. RefSeq lists its product as uncharacterized. The transcript has 2 exons. Bases 192 to 1535 code for a protein of 447 amino acids. The record is from RefSeq and is a predicted model, not a curated record. NCBI's taxonomy places the organism in Eukaryota, Viridiplantae, Streptophyta, Magnoliopsida, Apiales, Apiaceae.
AAUUCAAAUAUUCUUGAAAAUCCAAUCUUUUUCUUCCUUUUUCAGAGUUGAAACUCCCCAGAAGAUGCAUAAAUUGGGUAAAGCUGCUGAGUUGCAAUGCAGGUUGAUUAGUGGAUCAUCUCUUCUCUGUUGAUCAGUGUUAUGAGCAUGAUAGUGAAGCUGUACAAUUGGUAAUAACCCGAGGUGAGAAAAUGAGUGGAGACGGGAAUUUUCAGCAGAUAUGGAAUUUUAGGAGCAAAGAUGAUGAUAUUGAUUCCUCAAGUGAUGAUUCAAAAUCUAGUAAAGGUGAAGCAAAGCGUGACCUGGCUUCUGCUUUGAUCUUUGUUGGCAAUGACGACAAUAGUGAUGAUCCAGGUAAUGAAAAGAUAGAUCAAGUUCAGCCAGGUGAAGGUGUGCAAUCAAAAAAACCUAGGCCAAAGAAACAACCAACAACGAAGGCUAAAGAAAAGAAGAGCAAGACAGAGACAGAGACAAAGGCGGAUACAACAAAGGCAAAGGCGCAGACAACAAAGGCUAGAGGCAAAAAGAGCAAGACAGAGAGAAAAACAGAGAAGGUAUCUAGGAAAGGAAUCAGUAAGAGAAAGAAAAAAAUUAGUGCUCUAAAUUCCGCUUUACUCAAUGAGUUUAAGAUUUUCACAGAGACAAUAAUACAAGAUCUUAGAGUUCAGAGGGAACAGAUGUUUGCCCAAAUGAAAGAAGAGAUGCAGAAGCUGGUGUCUGUUGAGUUGAAUACUGUGAAAACAACAAAACCGAAGAGCAGAAAGAUAGCUGGCCAGGUAAGGCAUGUCAAGAGCACUGAAUCAGACAUGAGACCUUGGAACAGUAGCGAUGGAACUCUGGGACGGUCUAUAGUAAGCAGCUGGAUUCCAGACUCUAAUAAUUACUCCAACGUUUUAGAUGAGCGCGUUACUUAUGACCACCAAGCUGUACAAAACCUCAGCUCAAACAAAAAGGAAAAAGGAGAACCUAUGGGAUUGUUGGCAAAGCAACCAAUGUACACAUGUAAUCAAUCUGAUCAGUUUGUGGCUUCCUCUUACGUGACACUACCAUCCCCCCCAUCAGGGAAACUACUAGAGCAUCAGAACACUGAUUCGCCUUUCAGAAAUGGUAAUACUACAGCCUUGGCUUGUGACAGGCGAAAUAUGAUGAUAAAUGCAAUGAAUCAUUCUGGUUACAUUUCUGGAGCCCAAGUAGAAGUACCCUUUCCGGGGUUCACUCAAAUGGGAACCAAAUAUGUCAGGUUUAAUGACCAGCACUGCACUCAAAAUUCCAGCACGCGUAAUGGAUUUCAGCUUCCAUUCCAUCAGAGGCUGGAGAAUACUUUCAACAUUCCAAGCCAACUAGAAAAUUAUUCGGGGGGCAACAACUUAUUAGGCUGGAGGAUGAAUGGAGGAACCAUGGGAUUUUCCGCGAAUGCUCAGACUUUGUCAGACAACAUUGCUGUUAACAAUGUCCGCAAUGGCAUGCCUUGUAAAGCAAAUGAAGAAGUUAACAGAUUCAGUAUACAAGAUCUCAGAGAUGGUAAUUUUAAUUGAGGCCUGGAAUUCUUCUGGCAGAUAUGCUGAUUUUAAUUCUUUGUCAAGUCUCUCGUGUUAUGAUAUUGCUGUUAAAAUUCUUAAAUGGCAGUUCUUGUUCAUUUCUUCAACUAAAA